AUGAUUGGAGCAAAUUCUCAAGCAGCCAUGACUGUGGUUAAGGACGAAAAAACCAAAGAAAUUUCGUCAGAAUUCCAAAUUAAGACCGAGGCGGAGCUCUCGAACUUGGGGCAUUACUAUCGUUCGUGUCCUCGAAAUAAAAUCCAAGCGUAAUUUUCAUAUAGGCAGGAGAAAAGACUUAUGGAGAAAACUCUGCUCUCAAAAGUAGGGCCAAAGGAGAAAGAACACCAAAGGAAAAAGAUCCUCAGGAACUUUUUCGCAUGGAAUGCCAAGCAAAUGCGAACAGAUCCGAAGGAAAUUAAAUUCUGGAACUGGAUUAAGACCUUGAACCCAGACAAUGUCUAUUCCGAUGAGCGCUUUAAAUCGAUGUCUUAUGAGUUUCUUGAUAGACUUCUGUCUAAAUCCAUCUUCCGAGAAACUAUGAGCCAUUGACUUAGCAUUUAUGAGCCUUCUCUUGAGGCUGGUGAUGAGGACCAAAAAACCCGACAUUUUAUCUCCUUCAUCAGAAGUUGUAUCAGCAUUAAAGAUACUGUGAAUUCCAAAAAGGAGAAUUUUAUUGCGGACCACAAUAUAGAAAUUACCUUUGAUGAAGUAUGCAUAUUAAAAUGGCGGUACUUGCUAGCCUGCCCUCUUGGCGCAGAGGUCUACCUUAUGGGCACAGCGAACUGAGAUCGACCCCGAGUCAAGAAUCAAGUGCAGGAUCAAGAGAUGUGCAUAUCUGAUCGGUUUUGGCUGCUUUCCUGUGAUUGAAAUGGAGGUGCUUAAUAGCAUCCUUUGGAACCGAGUACUCAUUGGCAUUACUCUAGUGAAAAACUGGGGUGUCGGCUCAGGCAAUAGGGAAUAGCCUUUUUCCUAUAGCUGUUGAAGAAAGACACUUUGACACCCUAUACCUUCUAGGAGUUGAUUCAUGUAGUCAAGCAACUCCAAUCAAGACUGAAGCCGCAAGGAGGAGACAGAAGGUUCCAGGAAGUGGCAUCAACCUUUGCAAAGACUCUCUGGACUGGAGUCAAAAAAUGGCUAAACCUCCUGUACGGGGAGGUCUUUGGUAACUGCGUAACCAAUAUGGUUAACGAUAUUUUAAUGGCCUAACCUAACCUUUGAUGAGGUAAAAUCUAAUUCCUCCUUAAAAAUUACUCAAAAACAGCCAAUCAGUGCUGGCUGCUAUUUUGAGAUAAAAUGCACAAACCCUUCCUGCUCCCUUUUGAAAGCCAAAGAGUUUGUGUAUUUAGGCAAUGGAGGGACAUUUGAAUACCUAAACGAAGCUCAAAGUUGUGUCUGUAGAGAGUGUAGAGCACCAGUUUCAGUGUUCAAUGUAGGGUUUUUGUCGUGUAAAUGGGCUUUUAAAGGGAAUACCACCGAUGGGCAGUAUGUUGAGUUCCCAGUUGACCUUUGCACUGGGUAUACAAAUUUAGAUGAAAUUAAGCUUCAUUCUUGGAUGUGGCUUCAAAUAAAAACAUGUGACUUGACAUCAGAAGAGAAUGAUUUCAUUACAGGCUUGGUUGUUGGUUCGUUUCAAGAUCAAACCAUUCCUAAGAAAAAAUAUAAGAAAAGGAAAGAGAUAAGCUCAGAGACGACAUGUGAAGACAGUGGACAAGAAAAAGGGAUGAAUAUAGAGCUGGAUUCUGGGACUCAGUUUUCAGCUGACAUGAUUUCUCAAGGAGUUCAGACUGCUGAUGAAACUGACCCAAGCUUUUCUCUCAGAUUCCAAUUCAAAAGAGAUUUGGAUAAUAUCAAGAGGCAGAUUUCUGAAAUUGCAUUUAAUACUUAUAAAAAUGAGCAGACGAUUGCUGCUCUCAAAGAAGAGUAUCGAAGACUUACGGAAAAUGGGCAAAAAAAGGAUGUUUAA
Molecule: messenger RNA, 1846 nt
Organism: Blepharisma stoltei
Lineage: Eukaryota; Ciliophora; Heterotrichea; Heterotrichida; Blepharismidae
Source: the annotation of a GenBank genome assembly